AACACAGUAGCUUUAGAAAGAAAACUAAAAAUUUGUCCUUACUCCAAUCUCAAGCAAGCAUUUCUUGUUCUAACACUUCUUUUUCCGGUCAGAUAUUUAUUUCUCAGUCAGUUCCAAUACACAAAAAAUAAUUAUCCACCCGUAAAUGAUAAUUAUUCAAUCUAAAACAUACCCACUUAAAUUCACCCCCAAUUAUCUCAAACCCAUCUUUCAAUUUACAAAUUCCCCCUGCUUUUCUUCUCCAUCUUCGCAUUAAUACCUAAUUUGUUAAUUUUCCCGCCAUGGCAGCAGUUUUCAGAUCCAAAUCAUCGAAAAGAACAGCUUCCUUCACCGCCAGAUACUUCACAUUCAGUUACAUGCUAGCCGGCGGCGGCGGAGGCGGCGGUGUAACACUAUUUAGCUCUAGCUCUUACUGUACAUAUCGUAGUAAAUGGGACGAUUAUUUUGCCAAUACUCCGUAUCACUUCACUUCAUUCAAGCCGUUAUCUCUGCGAGGUGAAUUUGUGGAUAAGGGUAUUCGAUUGCUGGAUAAUAAGAGAAAUUGGGGUCAAAAUUUGAAUUAUAAUGUUAUUGGUAGUGGUGGUGGUGGGUCUAGUUAUGGAGGGGAGCCACCGGAGGUGUGGCAGCCACCGGGAGAUGAGAUUGCUACUGUUAGGGCAAGUGAAGUGCUUGGCGGCGGCGGCGGUGGUGGAAGUAGAGGUGGGUCUGGGUCGAAUUUGAAGGAUGGGUGUUGGGGUGGAUCUAAUUUGGGUAAUAAUUUUCCAACUCCUAAAGAAAUUUGUAAGGGACUUGAUAAAUUUGUUAUUGGACAAGAGAGAGCUAAAAAGGUGCUCUCCGUCGCAGUUUACAAUCACUAUAAGAGGAUCUAUCAUGAUUCCAUUCAAAAGUGGUCUGCAGGAGAUUCAGGAAAUAGCAAAUCAGAAAUUGUGGACGAUGAUGAUGUGGAACUUGAGAAAAGUAACAUUCUUCUCAUGGGACCUACAGGCUCAGGGAAGACAUUACUUGCCAAAACUCUGGCACGGUUUGUGAAUGUUCCCUUUGUUAUUGCAGAUGCAACCACAUUGACUCAGGCAGGAUAUGUUGGGGAAGAUGUGGAAUCCAUAUUGUACAAGCUACUUAUGUCUGCCGACUAUAAUGUGGCAGCUGCUCAGCAGGGCAUUGUAUACAUUGAUGAAGUUGACAAGAUCACAAAAAAGGCUGAGAGUGUUAACAUUAGUAGAGAUGUAUCUGGUGAGGGAGUUCAGCAAGCAUUGUUAAAAAUGCUUGAAGGAACGGUUGUCAAUGUUCCAGAAAAGGGAGCUCGAAAACAUCCAAGAGGUGAAAAUAUUCAGAUUGAUACAAAGGAUAUUCUCUUCAUAUGUGGGGGUGCCUUUAUUGACUUGGAGAAGACCAUUUCAGAAAGGCGCCAAGAUUCUUCCAUUGGGUUUGGUGCACCAGUACGUGCAAACAUGAGAACAGGUGGUGUUACAAGUGCUGCUGUGACAUCAUCUUUAUUGGAGACUGUUGAAAGUGGUGAUCUUAUUUCUUAUGGCCUGAUACCUGAAUUUGUUGGAAGAUUUCCAGUUCUUGUGAGUUUAUCAGCACUUACUGAGAAUCAACUUGUGCAGGUUUUGACUGAGCCAAAAAAUGCCCUUGGGAAGCAAUACAAGAAGAUGUUUCAAAUGAAUGGUGUGAAAUUACAUUACACAGAAGAUGCGUUGAGAUUAAUUGCUAAAAAUGCAAUAACCAAAAACACCGGUGCUCGAGGGCUUCGGACCAUACUAGAAACCAUAUUGAUGGAUUCCAUGUAUGAGAUUCCUGAUGUUAGAACAGGAGAUAAUAUCAUCGAUGCUGUUAUAGUUGACGAAGAAGCUGUAGGAUCCAAAGGACGCGGAACUGGAGGCAAGAUCCUCUAUGGUAAGGGUGCAUUGGAUUGUUACCUCUCCAAACAAAAAGUAAAGGAUUCCGAGACUGCUGCCGAUGGGUCUGAAGGAGAACCGGAAGUGGAAACAGAGCUCUCUUCCAUCGUCGCUAGCAUGUAAUGUACUGUAAGCUAAUCCAUGUACAUAAUACUAGUUCAUAUUAAUUUAGUAAAUUUAAAAAAGCAAACAUAAUAAACAGUUGGUCCACGAAAUUUCAGUUCAGCUGCAGUCAAGCCAUAAUGUAAUUGUGUACAUUUUCUAAUCAUUUGGUAGCCCACCUUGUUGUUUUUUGGCUUACAAAAUACUCUUGUGUUUGGCAUCAUUUUCUUGGAAAUAGAUAUUUUGUGUUUUUAAGUAA
This is a messenger RNA of Mercurialis annua (annual mercury), 2259 nucleotides long. Its product is annotated as CLP protease regulatory subunit CLPX1, mitochondrial. NCBI's taxonomy places the organism in Eukaryota, Viridiplantae, Streptophyta, Magnoliopsida, Malpighiales, Euphorbiaceae. The transcript is spliced from 15 exons. Gene Ontology annotation, molecular function: ATP hydrolysis activity; ATP-dependent protein folding chaperone; ATP binding. The record is from RefSeq and is a predicted model, not a curated record. Gene Ontology annotation, cellular component: mitochondrial matrix. Bases 282 to 2021 code for a protein of 579 amino acids. Gene Ontology annotation, biological process: protein catabolic process; proteolysis; protein folding.